UAGAGUCAUUUUGUAUAAUUGGGUCCAUUAAAAUUCCAAAAUUGAAGAAAAUGUGUUGACGUUUUGGUUCGACUGAUGCAUUUAUGGUUCGGUAAUGCCGAAGCUGAUAAACGUCUAGUUUCCCGCUCUUCUUCAGCUUGUGUCAGAGAUUACUUAAUCCAGUCUUUAGAGAGAGAAUUUUUAGAGUGAGAAAGUUUCUGAAGAAUUUUGGGAAUAUAUAUAUAUACAUCAACACUUCCUGAAAUCUCCUCACUCUUUCUUUCUCUGUUAAUUUUAGCUUCUGGGUAUAAUAUUAGCUUCUGGGUAUUCUAUGAAAUGGCAAAAAGUUGGAUUGUUGAUAGUAAAGGGAUUGCUAAGAAAGUAAGGCAUGCAUCCUUACCUUCAGGUGUGCAGAUUAAAGACUGUGGAGCAAAGCGCGAAUGUCCAAAAUGCCAUCAUUGGAUUGACAAUAGCGAUGUGUCAUAUGAAUGGCCUGGUCUGCCUGCUGGUGUAAAAUUUGAUCCUUCGGAUUCACAGCUUCUUGAACAUCUUGCAGCAAAAAGUGGUGCAAGAGAAGUAAAACCCCAUGCAUUCAUCGAUGAAUUCAUUCCAACACUUGAGAUGGAUAAAGGGAUUUGCUACACUCAUCCGCAAGAUCUUCCAGGAGCUACUAAAGAUGGAAAUAGUAUUCAUUUCUUUCACAAAACUUCAAAUGCAUAUGCUUCUGGCCAGCGAAAGAGGCGCAAGAUUCACAAUGAGCAAAAUCAGGAGAACGUCCGCUGGCACAAGACUGGAAAGACUAAACCUGUGUAUGACAAUGGAGUUCAGAAAGGCUGCAAAAAGAUUAUGGUUCUUUACAAAAGCUCGGAAAAGGGAUCCAAGCCUGUCAAGUCAAACUGGGUGAUGCAUCAGUACCAUUUAGGCUCUGAAGAUGAUGAGAAGGAUGAUGCAUUCGUAGUUUCAAAAAUAUUCUACCAACAAUCAAAGCAAACUGAAACAGAAGACAAUGGUGUAGCUGCUACGGAUGAUUCUAAUGCUGUGCUCAAUCCAUAUUGUCCGAAGACUCCUAAGAUUGUUACACCCAAUCCUCCUAGAGGAAGCUCUGCCCACUGUGAUGAUGCUUUGGAUGAUAAUGUGCUUGCUGCUGCUGAGGAUACAACAUGUGCAAAGGUAGAAUCUUGUAUAACUCCAUCCACUUCAUAUAUGGGAAAUGUCGACCCUCCUGAAUUGGCAGGGGAGUCUCAGGUUCAAGACCCUGGCUUGAAUGACUUUGGCUUGAAUGACUUUGGCUUGAAUGACUUUGAUGAAUCGUUGCUCUGCAAAGAAAUUUUUAGUUCUUGUGCUCCUCUCGACGACACCAUGAGCUUAAAUGACUUGGAUGACUAUUGCCAAUCUUAUGGCAUCAGCAAUUUUGAUAACAUACACCUAGACAGUGAGCUUCAGUUUGCAGAUUUACUGCUUGGUUCUCAAGACAGCGUUCUUAAUUGGGUGGACAAGCCAUGAUAGAAUCAGCUGGUGGAUUCCCAAUUUUGUAAGGACACACCCCAUGGCAAAUAUCUUCGCCGUUGCUUUCUUUCAGGGUUACACUAAGGGAUUUCCGUCCAAUGUUAGCAUUCCCAUCAUCAAUUUUUCUUUGCCGUGACACACAAAUACGUAUUCUUUUGACGACUGGACGACUGUUGAAGCAAAGAGAGCCUUUCUAAUCUUGUGUUAUAUUCCUCAGAAAUGUUUAGCAAAGGAAAAUAUUGACUUUUUUUUUUUUUCUUCUUUUUUCAGUUACUUGUAUGAUUCUGUAUCCUAACUUGUGACAAGGUUGUUUAGUUGUUUGUGCUGUUUAAUGCAAUCUAUAUGUAUAUACUUUGUGUAUAUUAUGUCUUCGUGACUAAGUACUUGUGAUAACCUACAAUAUCAUGCUUUGAUGAUUAUGGACUAUGAUUAGCAAUUUAUAGAUAGUUUGAUACUGGUGCAUUUAUAGCUCAUACCACAAUUCAGGUUAGCAUAAUAAUGAGUA
Chenopodium quinoa (quinoa) is the source of this 1990-nucleotide messenger RNA. RefSeq names its product SUPPRESSOR OF GAMMA RESPONSE 1-like. Lineage: Eukaryota; Viridiplantae; Streptophyta; Magnoliopsida; Caryophyllales; Amaranthaceae. Gene Ontology annotation, molecular function: transcription cis-regulatory region binding; DNA-binding transcription factor activity. The coding region runs from base 316 to 1482 and encodes 388 amino acids. The record is from RefSeq and is a predicted model, not a curated record. Gene Ontology annotation, cellular component: nucleus. Gene Ontology annotation, biological process: regulation of DNA-templated transcription. The transcript is spliced from 6 exons.